AUGGCAUUCCUUAUAGAAUCAACAAAGGAUCUUGAAAACCUAGCUAAACAAGCAACAUAUAAAUUAAUGAAAAGAGGAGACGUUUUAUUUUAUGAAGGAGACGAUCCAGAUGGAUGGUUUUUAGGAUUAUCAGGUACAACAGAUGUAAUUAUACGUUUAUUUUUAGUAGCUGAAGAUUGUUUAUUUGAUACUGAUUCUACAGACUCAACGGAGUUUGCUCCAUUAAUGUCAAAGAUGGAUUUGGAUAUUCAGCAUGAUAAACUACAAAGAGUUAGAAUUAAUAACCCUGGUGAAGUUUUUGGAUAUCAUUCCUUUAUACCAGAAAUUAGUGCAAAAAGAUCUUCAACAAUAGUUUGUUCAUCAGAGUUUUCUGAAUUAAUCUGUUUCCCUACAAAUCUUUUCGGUGAAUAUGCUUUAAUUAAACAAAGAGAUCUCUAUCACAAUCACUGUGAUCUAUUACAUAGAGUUUUUCCACGAUUAAAAGAUGAUCAAGUUGACCAUUUAGCCCUUUUAGCUGAAAUAAUGAAAAUCCCAUCAAAGACAACGAUUACUGCAGAAAAGUGCUAUGGAAGAUAUAUUUACAUCAUUAAGUCAAGAUCUAUUGCUAGAUAUAGAGUUGUUGAUUUUUCAGACUUAAGUUUUAGAACAAUUGAUGCCCCAUUUGAAAGUUUACAGUUACAUUUUCCGGAUGGAUUACAUCCUGUUCAUACAGACAAUUUAGUUGAAGGAAGUGUCUUUGUAGAUCCUUCAGUUCACACUUUAUAUGAUAAUGAAUUUAAUAUAAAAACAACAUCUGAUGUUGAAUUGGUUGCCUUAGAUAUAGAUUACUUCAAAAUUAUUGUUGGAGCAUUUGAAUUAGAACGUGUUCGCCAAGAAAUUAAAAGUACAUUAACUGAUGAACAAGUUAAGAAGAUUUGGUAUGAAUCAGAAAAGAAGAGACUAUGGGAUAAAUUCAAGUCCAGAACAGCUAACGAAGCCAAAAGGGAACUUCAAGGAGAUUUAGAUUUUAAAUCAGGUGCAACAAUAGCGAGGAAGGCAAAUGUACCGAACUCUAUUCCUGCAUUUCGUCCACGAGUUGUUAAAUCAUAUGCUCCAACGCAUUUAGCAAAAACAAAAGACUUCUCAGAACCAAUGUGCUAUUAA
Molecule: messenger RNA, 1143 nt
Organism: Trichomonas vaginalis G3
Lineage: Eukaryota; Parabasalia; Trichomonadida; Trichomonadidae
Product: cAMP-binding domain-like family
Exons: 1
Coding region: 1-1143 (380 amino acids)
Source: RefSeq, a predicted model, not a curated record